Molecule: messenger RNA, 513 nt
Organism: Peronospora belbahrii
Lineage: Eukaryota; Oomycota; Peronosporomycetes; Peronosporales; Peronosporaceae
Source: the annotation of a GenBank genome assembly
AUGCCGCCCAUUUGUAAAGAUGAAGACAGAAUCCAGUCAAGUGGUGACGGUGUUGCAACUGAAGGAGAAGAAGAAGAGGAAGAAGGAGAAGGAGAAUUGAUGCGCCAUUCUAUGAGGAAACAAGACAAGGAGCAGGAAGAAAUAAUACCUCAUUCAAUUAUUAGUGAGGAUACAAGUAAAGGAAAUGACCAAUUGACACCAUAUAUAACAAAAUGCUAUGGACAUCUUGAGACAUUAAGGAAACGAAAACGUGAGCAGGAAGAGCAAGUCGAGACGUUGGUGGAAGGUGGAGAGCAAUUGAAUCGAGAUAAUACAUUUGGACAGAUUGAAGCCAUUAUGCAGGAAAUGAUGCGUGGAUUCCAGGAACGUCAUGCUGCAUCACAUGCACAAUUUGAAGCUACGGACACGAAACUCGCACGUAGUUUACGUGAACAUAAUCAGAUGGAAAAGAAACUCAAGAUGAUUGCAGCAAUUCUACUGCGUGAGGACGACAACGAGCAAGAGCUCGAGUAG